This is a messenger RNA of Cannabis sativa, 1942 nucleotides long. Its product is annotated as putative glycosyltransferase 7. Gene Ontology annotation, molecular function: galactosyltransferase activity. The record is from RefSeq and is a predicted model, not a curated record. NCBI's taxonomy places the organism in Eukaryota, Viridiplantae, Streptophyta, Magnoliopsida, Rosales, Cannabaceae. The transcript has a single exon. Gene Ontology annotation, cellular component: endosome; membrane; trans-Golgi network. Bases 309 to 1691 code for a protein of 460 amino acids.
AAUACGUGUCACCUUUAUAUCAAUGGGGACCCCACUUAAGAUACCGAGCAUCACGCCUUUAUGGCGCAUUAUAGCAUAUCCGGCGUUCCAAAACCGACGCUCUCUCUCUCUCUAUUUUAUUACACACACGGUCUCUCACCAACCCAAACUCUCAAACCCAACAAGAAAAACAAUAGAGAAGCUUACAAAUCACCAAUGGCCGCCAAUCGUCGCCUUUGUUAGGUAAUCCUAUCGAGUCGAGACAAUAACAAGUACCAUUGGUCCCUACUCAAAUCCCAACUGUCCCUUUCCAGUCUCCAUUCCUUAUAAUGGUCUCCCCCGAGUUCUCACCAGCUCACUACGAAACUCCUCCAAUGGCGAAACCCAGUCUUCGUAGCAGGGCCUCACUGUGGAUUUCAGACGGUUUGCUCUUUCUGGGUGGAGUUUUCAUUGCCCUUUUACUCGUUUGGUCUCUCUUCUCCAUUGCGAGUCCUAAUCCCAACCGCGGCACCGAUUUUCGACGCCCCAUCGUCAAAACCAGAGGAGAUGAAGAAGCGCUAAAAUGCGCCGGGAGUGUGCAAGGAGCUAACACGCGCAACCAGGACUCGGUGGAGAGAACUUUCUACGACGACCCGGAGUUGAGUUACUCGAUUGAGAAGCCGGUCAAGGGUUGGGAUGAGAAGCGGCGCGAGUGGCUGAGGACGCACCCUUCGUUCGCCGGAGCAGGAGAUGGAGCAGCGCGUGAGCGCGUCCUGAUGCUGACGGGAUCACAGCCGUCCGCGUGUAAGAAUCCAAUAGGUGAUCAUUUAUUGCUUAGGUUUUUCAAGAACAAAGUGGACUAUUGCCGAAUUCACGGCUAUGAUAUCUUCUACAACAAUGCUCUGCUCCACCCGAAAAUGGGCUCUUAUUGGGCCAAGCUCCCUGUGGUUCGAGCUGCGAUGAUGGCUCACCCUGAGGCCGAGUGGAUCUGGUGGGUCGACUCGGACGCGUUGUUCACUGACAUGGAUUUCAAGCUCCCACUGGAACGUUACAAGGAUCACAACCUCAUCGUUCAUGGUUGGGCCCAUCUGAUUCACGAGACUCACAGUUGGACGGGCCUCAACGCCGGUGUGUUCUUGAUCAGGAACUGUCAAUGGUCCAUGGACUUCAUCGAUGUUUGGGCCAAGAUGGGCCCACAAACUCCCGAUUACGAAAAGUGGGGAGGUAUUCUUAGGUCAGCAUUUCCGGACAAGGCUUUCCCUGAGUCAGACGAUCAGACGGGUCUGGCUUACUUGAUCUACAAAGAGAAAGAGAAAUGGGCGGACAGGAUUUACUUAGAGAGUGAGUACUAUUUCGAAGGGUACUGGGAAGAGAUAGUAAAGACAUAUGAUAACAUCACCGAAAAGUACAGAGAGUUGGAUAGGACAGACGUCAGACUGAGAAGGAGGCAUGCUGAGGUAGUUAACGAGCAAUACGGUGCGUUUAGGGAGGAACAUUUGGGUGAGGUAGGGUACGGGUUAGGCAGCUGGAGAAGACCUUUUAUUACUCAUUUUACUGGCUGUCAACCUUGUAGUGGAAACCAUAAUCAAAUGUACUCUGGCCAAUCAUGUUGGGAUGGUAUGCGAAAGGCUUUGAAUUUUGCUGAUAAUCAAGUGCUUCGCAGCUUUGGUUACAUGCACCCUCACUUACUUGAUUCCUCUCUUUCUGAUGUGCCCUUUGAUUAUCCUACUUAAUAGAUAGUUUAUGUAUCAAACAAAAAUAUAGAACAUAAUUUUAGCCUAUGUAUGAUUUUGAUAUUGAAGGGUUUUGUAUUUUUUUUUUUUUAAGGUAGUUGAGAUUGAGAAUAGUAGAAUAUGUACAUUUUGGUUGACCGUAUGAGUCGUUACCCUUCCUACUCCCCUAGUGGGGAAAUGGCAUUUCCAAUAUAUGCUUUUAUCAAAGUAUGUUGGUACUUCAAAUAAAAUAAUGCAUAGUUUAAUGAUAA